Messenger RNA from Naegleria gruberi, 1314 nucleotides. RefSeq names its product actin related protein. Gene Ontology annotation, molecular function: chromatin binding. The transcript is spliced from 3 exons. Lineage: Eukaryota; Heterolobosea; Eutetramitea; Acrasida; Naegleriidae. Gene Ontology annotation, biological process: regulation of transcription by RNA polymerase II. Gene Ontology annotation, cellular component: SWI/SNF complex; NuA4 histone acetyltransferase complex. Bases 1 to 1314 code for a protein of 437 amino acids. The record is from RefSeq and is a predicted model, not a curated record.
AUGAACACUUUUGGUGGAGACGAGGUUGGAGCCGUUGUUAUUGAUGUCGGUACUCACACAAUUAAAGCUGGAUUUGCAGGAGAAGAAAAUCCAAAGGCGAUCAUCCCAUCAGUGAUUGGUACUGUAUUUGACAGUGAUGAUAAAUCAAAAAUUUCUAGCUAUUAUGUGGGUAACAAGGAAAUUUCCUUCGCAAGGCCUGGCAUGGAAGUACAAAACAUCUUUAAUUCAGAUACUGGAGAGAUUCAAAACAUUGAUUAUUUUGAGAAGGCUUUAAAUUAUAUUUAUGACGAAAGACUAGGUGUGAAACCGAACGAACACCCACUUUUAAUGUCAGAAGAUCCUCUUUGUUCUUCAUCAGGAAGAGAAAAGUUAGCAUCUCUAGUUUUUGAGAAAUGUAAUAUUCCAAGUUUUUUCUUGUCCAAACAACCAGUUUUAAGCUGUUUUGCAAAUGGAAAAUACACAGCCCUAGUUGUUGACAGUGGUCAUAAUGCUACAACUGUCACAUCUGUGCAUGACGGUUUGGCUCUUCGUCAAAGCACAAUCAAAACUACUAAAGUUUGUGGAAAAGUAUUGGACGAAGAUCUAAGAAAUCUAGUUAAAACAAAGAGGGGAGGUAAGGACAUCCUUGCUCCUCAUCAAUUUACUAAGCAAAGAAGCUCUCAACAACCAAGCUCCAAAUCCACUAAAAUUGUAGAACACCAUAUUGACGGAUUAACACAAUCUUUUAAUGAUUAUUCAAUCAACAGAAUUGUUGGAGACAUGAAGAUCAAUCUACUAAGAGCAUCAGAGGAUGGAGCUGUUCAAACAGGAAACACACCACUUGUGAGCUUUGAGUUAAAUGAUGGAAACGAUAUUGAAAUUGGUCUUGAAAGAUUCUCAAUUUGUGAACGUUUAUUCAACCAUGAAUAUGGACUUGCAAAAUUGACAUGUGAUUCUAUCAACAAAUGUGACGUGGAUCUUAGGAAGGAAUUAUAUUCAAAUAUUUUGUUAGUUGGUGGAAAUACAUUAAUUCCUGGUGUACCAACAAGGUAUGAACACGAAUUAAUAAGAAUGGCGCCAAAUAAUGUUAAAGUUAAACAUCCACUCAACACAAAAAUAUCUGCAAAUAUUCACACACUUUCCACAUCUAUGGGUAACUCCUCAACCCAAUCAACAAUGCAAACAGCAGUGGCUCAACUACAAGAAAGAAAGUAUGCUUCAUUCAUUGGUGGAUCAAUACUUGCUAGUUUAGGAUCUUUUCAAUCUAUGUGGAUUUCUAAAUCAGAGUUUGAUGAAAUGGGUGCUGCUCAAUGUUUAGCAAAAAAAUGUCCUUAA